AUGCGUGUCGAUAAAGUAGCUCAAGCUGUCGACUAUUUUUCACGUGCGAUUAGUGUCAGCAAAGACAAAAAAGGGUCCAAUAGAGGAUCAACCCCAAGUGCAUUUUAUCGACAGCGAGCAGCAGCGUACCGUAAGAAUGGAGAUUUCGAGAAGGCCGCACAAGAUUACGACCUUGUUCAAAAGAACUCAGGGGGCUCCACUACCUUGGUAGACGAGAGUGUGAUGUACACUGCUGAGCACCUGUACAACACCGUGAAGCGUGCCACAUCUCCGAAGAAAAGAAUCCCUCAACAAAGUCUGUCGGCAGAGUACCUAGAGAGCUCUGAAGAGCGCUUUAAAGUGCAGGAAGAGCUGGAUGAAGCUGAAAUGGGUGCGUCCGACGUCACGUGGGAACCUCCAUGGAAUACUUAUCAAACACCCGUUAAUUCGGACUGGAAGCAAACGCAAUUAGAGCUCUGUGAGCUUGAGCACGGAGAUAUUUUUGGUCACCAAGGGAGGAUUACAAACGCUCCACGUCCAAGCAGCGGGAGCUUCUGCGAGCUGCCACUACACGACCAAAAUCAACCAAUACCAGGCGAACAAGUGUCGCUAUCAACUGUAUGGGGACUGGAAGGGGGACAACGCCAACGCAAUCGGUUGCGCUGGCACUGCGACGUGGAGAAUGUUUUUGUGCGUCAUCAUCCUGGGUUCCACCGCGCCAGUCUCGACAAGAAAAACAGCAGAUUCAUGGAAUAUCUUGCGCCAAGGCAGCGUUGA
Molecule: messenger RNA, 756 nt
Organism: Phytophthora infestans T30-4
Lineage: Eukaryota; Oomycota; Peronosporomycetes; Peronosporales; Peronosporaceae
Exons: 3
Coding region: 1-756 (251 amino acids)
Molecular function (GO): protein binding
Source: RefSeq, a predicted model, not a curated record